Messenger RNA from Pogona vitticeps (central bearded dragon), 7240 nucleotides. The record is from RefSeq and is a predicted model, not a curated record. Lineage: Eukaryota; Metazoa; Chordata; Lepidosauria; Squamata; Agamidae.
CCCUCCCUCCCUCCACACCCUGGAACUCUUUGCUGUCGGGAGUGUCCCCUUGAUCCUCGAUGAGUGUUGACUGGGGGGGGGCAGGGUCCUUGUUUUAAUAGAGUAGUUCAGACAUUCAGCGUGACUUCUCAUAAGUAAUGACUUAGCCCCUGCAGAACGCUCCCCUCCUCUUCCUACCCCCCCCUUGACCCGAACCUCUCUCUGACGGGCUGAGAUCUGUGUGGUUCCUGGAUGGGGCAGCCCCACACACCCCCAAGUGCUGCCUGGGUCAUUCGAACCUGUGUCUUGCACUCACAUUCCUGGGAGGGAUGAGUCUGCAGAGUCUGGCACCACCGACUGGGAGGGCAUUUUUCUGUACAAAGAGCAGCCCUGUUUUUCCCGUCCCCCCCCCUGCCCAUGGUAGUCAGAGGGUGGUCUGUGGGGGUGUUCUAACCCCCAGAUGCAUGCCUUUCCCCUCCACUGCCCCCAGAACUCCUGCCCUCUUCCUCCCCCCCCCUUGCCCACUGACCAGGCAAUGUCUCUUGGUUUGGAAGUUGGAGCUGGACAUCUGCUGGCGGGCCGCAGGGCGGGGUGCCCAGGAAAGGGAGACGGAGCUCAGCGCCAGCAGCCGUCGGAGGCUGGAGCAGGCCCUGCACCUGGAGACGGGCCAGAGGGAGCAGGAGCUGCUGGAGAACCAGAGCCUGGCCCAGCAGAACCUGGAGCUGCGCCGGCGCCUAGACGAGGAGCAAGCCGCCUACAAGCGCAAGCUGCAGGCCUACCAAGAGGGGCAGCAGCGCCAGGCCCAGCUGGUGCAGAAGCUCCAGGUCAAGGUGGUCCAGUACAAGAAGAAAUGUGGGGAGCAAGAGCAGCAGCUGCUGGAGAAAUCUUCUGAGCUGGAGCAGCAGCGGCUAGUGAGCUCUUUGGACAUCACGGAGUCACGCCUCCAGCAGGACGAGGAGCACAGCAACAACCUAGAGAACGCCUUGAUCCGUCUGGAGGAAGAGCAGCAAAGGAGUGCCAGCCUGGCCCAGGUGAAUGCCAUGCUGAGGGAACAGCUGGACCAAGCCAACACGGCUAACCAGGCCCUCAGCGAGGACAUCCGGAAGCUGACGACGGACUGGACGAAAGCACGGGAGGAGCUGGAGCAGCGGGAGGCCGAGUGGAGACGAGAAGAGGAGUCUUUUAACACGUACUUCAGCAACGAACACAACCGGCUGCUCACCCUCUGGCGGCAGUUGGUGGGCUUCAGGAGGCAUUUCAGUGAGAUGAAGACCAUGACAGAGAGGGACCUCUCUGAAAUGAGGCAUGACCUGUCCCGCUCCAGCCGCACGGUGCACGCUGCCUGCCUCAACCUGGGGAGCCACGUGCGCCUCUCGGAGAGCAGUGCCAGCGCAGCCCUAGAGAAGCAGGUGCUGCUGACCGCUCAGCUGGAGGAGCAGCUCAAGGACAAGGUCCGCGAUAUGAUCCAGCUCCAGGUCCGCUGUGACCUGGAGAAGGCAGAACUCAGCAGCAGAAUCAAUGAGGUCACGUCCAGCUUGGAGCGCUUGAAAGGCCAGAAUGCAGAGAAGAGCAAGACCAUUGAGAUGCUGACCCAGAAGCUGGAGACCUUGGAAGCAUCUCGUGUCCAGGACCAGAGGGCGGCAGAAACGGAGGAGAUGGAAGCCUUGCGAACAGAGUCGGAGAUGCUGCAGCAGACCCUUCGAGACCUGGCUCAGGCAGUGAUCUCUGACACUGACAGCGCCAUCCACCUCCCGGCAGCCGACCGGCUCACGGAGGCUUCUGACAGCGAUGCCACCAGCCUCAGCUUGCACGGCUUGUCCUCGAGCCUCCGGACCCCCUCCCCGCGGCGGCGGUCUUCCCCAAGGCGCGGCUCAUCUCCCCGCCGCAGCCUCUCCCCCGUCUUCUCAGAGGCCACCUUGGCCCUGGUGCAGUCCGCCCUGCAGAAGCGGCAGCGGCAGCUUCAGGACCUCCGGGGAAAAUACGAAGCCACCCAAGACUUGAUGUUGUCCCUGAAGAAGCAGCUGGCAGAAAGCGACAAUGAACAGCGUUCCCUUGAGCGGAAGGUCCAGGAGCUGAAGGAUGAGGAAGACAGACUAACGCAGGCCAAGGAGGAUGCUGCCUGUGAGGCCGGCCGGUUCCGCUCCAUGGCCGAUCUCCUUGGCAGUGAAAAGACUGUCUUGGAGAAGAGCCUGCAAAGUGCCCAGCAGGCGCAGGAAGAUCUGCGUCAGGAGAAGGAGAAGCUGCAGCUGGCCCUUGGUGACGUCCAGCGCCAAUGUGACAGCCUUGCAGAAGAGAAGGAGGACCUCCUGAAGGACAAGGCGCGGGCCGAGAAGGAGGUGGAGCGGAGCCACAGGCAACUGGAGCAGCUGGAAGGGAAGAAGUCCAGCCUGAAGAAGGAGUUGGUUGUGGUCAAGGAGGCUCUGAGCAAGGCUGUCCUGGAGAAGGAGGUGGCAGAAAGUGAGAAGGCCGAGGUGGCGGAAGCCCUUGCCAAGGCGGAAGUGAGCUGGGCUGAGGUGGAACUGGCCCUGAACCGUCUGAAGGCCGAGGAGGCCUCCAUGCACGACUCCCUCUCUAAGAUGAGUGCCCUCAAUGAGGGCCUGGCACAAGACAAAAUGGAGCUCAACCAGAUCAUCAUCCAGUUGGAGGAGGAGAAAUCCUCUCUGUGGGGGAAGAAGCAGGAAGCGGAGCAGGAGAAGGCCACCCUCCGGGAGGAGCUGGUGCGGCUGGAACAGGAGAAGCUGGACCUGGACACCGAGCGGCACGGGCUGGGUCACUCCCUGCAUGCUGUGGAGCAGAGCCGGGAGAGGCUGGAGCAGGAUCUGGCAGGGCUGCGGAAGGAAAAGGGGCAGCUCCAGGAGCAGCUAGGGCAGAUGUCCCGCCAGAGGAAUUCAGCUGUUGAAGAGCUGGCACAAAUGCGCAGGGACCUGGCGGGUCACAGCGAGGCCCUGCUCCGGGCAGGCAAGGAGAAGGAGGCACUGAUGAAGGAGAAAGCCUGCCUGGUGGUACAGCUGGCAUCCUCCGAGCGAGAGAAUCGAGGGCUCUUAGAGGAAUGUUCUGGCCUAAGGUCUGAAAAGGACACUCUAGAGAUGACCCUCUUUGAGAUCCAGCAACAUCUGGCACAGCUGGACUCCCGGAAGGAGCAGCUGGAAGCGGAUAACCAGACCUUGCUUCUGGCCAAGGAAGCCUUGCAGGUGGAGCUCUCCAGGACCCGCAAGCAGAUGGAGGCCGAGGUGAGCCAGCUGGAGCGGGACAAGGAGAUGGCCACUCAGAAGCUCACUCAGUCAGAGCUCGAUGCCAAGGCUGCCCGGCGGAAGGCCCAGGUGGCUUUUGAGGAGGAUGUGGAUCGUCUCCAGAGGGAGAAGGAGGUGCUGCGCCUGGAGCUGGAAUCGGAGCACAAGGAGGUUCUGCGGCGCCUGGCCCAAGAGCGGGAGGAGCUGCUGGCCCGCUGCGAGGCCGAGAAAGAGGAGCUGAGCGAGGAGAUGGCGGCCCUUCAGCAGGAGCGAGACGAGAGCCUCCUGCUUGCCGAGAACGAAAAGCAACAGGCUCUCUCGGAGAAGGAGUCGGAGAAGGCCAUCCUGCAGGAGAAGCUCUCGGCGGCUCAGCAGAGCUUGGCCAGCGUCCAGAUGGAGACAGAGCGGCUCAAGCGUGAAGCCCGGAGCCGCCAGGAGCAGGAGCGGAGCACCGUGAGCGCCUUGAACGCAGAGCUCCGAAACCUGCGCGCCCAGUUUGAAGAAGCCAUUGCUCAUCACGAGCGGGAGGCGAAAGGGCUCCACGAACAAGCCCGGGACCUGACCAAGCAGCGAGAGUCUGCCCUGCGGGAGGUAGAGGAACUGAAAGUGCAGCUGCGCCUGAUGGAAGAGGCCCGUGACACCGUCCGCAGGGACCUGGCGGAGGCACAUCGAAAGGUCCGGGAGUCCCGCGAGGCCCAGGAGUUGCAGCGCAAGGAGGCCCUGGACAUGCGGAGGGCCCUGAGUGACGAGACCAGAGAGAAAGAGGCUCUUCAGAGGUCCAAUGCGGACUUGCGUGGGGCUGUGAAGCGUGCCGAGAGCGAGCGCAUCAGUUUGAAGCGAGCCAAUGACGAGAAGGACCAGAAGAUCUCCCUCUUGGAGGAGGCCCGGGCGGCUGUCGGCAAAGAGGCCGCCGAUGUGCGCAGCAGCCUCCAAGAGGUGGAGCGGUCGCGGCUGGAAGCCCGUCGGGAACUUCAGGAGCUCCGGCGACAGGUCAAGAUGCUGGACAGCGAGAAUGCAAAGAAGAGCAAGGAGGUGGCGGAGCUGCAGGCUCGAGUGACCCUGGAUGAGCAGAGGGAGGAGGAGAGCAGGCGGGAAUCCUUCGGUCUCAAGCAGAAGGUGGUGGAGAGCGAAGCCAGUAGAGAGUCGGCCAAGAAGGAGCUCCACAACCUGCACCGGAAGCUCUCCGACCUGGAGGGGCAGUUUCGCCAGCGAGAGAAGGAGCUUCUGGGCAGCUUGGAGGAGGCCCGGGGCCACGAGAAGAAGCUGCUGGAUGACGCCCACAACCUGGAACUCAAGCUGGAGAAGGCCCAGGCCGAGGUGGUGGCGUUGAGCCUGGGCCUGAGCGCAGCCGAGGGCCGGGUCCACGGCCUGGAGGUUGAACUGGCCCGCGUGGAGGCCAUGAAGCGGGAUGCGGAGUUUAAGCUGGGCAGCCUCCACUCUGCCCUCCGGCGCACCCUGGGCAUCGGGUGCCGUGGCCGUGCCCCCAGCCCGGCCAUCCGAGGCCGCAGCGCUUCCCCAAAGCGGCUCUUCCUACCGCUGAAAGAGGACCCAAGCCCAGAGGAGGGGCCAGGAAGUCCCGUCGCCCUGACCAGCAGCCCGGCCUCCCGCCCUCUGUCCCCUGAGCGCACCCUCUCCCCCUCCCGUAGUGAGCAGCUGGUCGCUGACAUCGACCCAGAUGUGGUGCGGGCGGCCCUCCGGGACUUUCUCCAAGAGCUGAGGGAGUCACAGAGGGACCGGGAUGAAGCCCGUUCCCAGUUGGGUCUCCUGAACCGCCGACUGGCUGAGAUGGAAGCCGAACGAGACAUGGCCAGUGCCCGAGUGCAGCAGCUACAGAAACAGUUGGCCACCUGUGAAGAAGGGAGGCGCCUCAUGGACGAGAAGCUGAGCGGGGCCCAGACAGCCUUGAUGCUGCAAGAGGAGACCCAGCGCCGCAACGAGCGGGAGCGCAAGGCCCUGGCGGACAAGCUGGCCACCCUGGAGCGCAACCUGCAGUCAGACGAGAGUGAGCGGAGAGCCACCCAAGAGAAGCUCCACAAGAUGAAGGCCAACGAGGCCAAGCUGGAGAUGGACAAGCGGCGCCUGAAGGAGGUCCUGGAUGCCUCCGAGAGCCGCGGCACCAAGCUCGAGCUCCUCCGGCGGUCCCUGGAGGGAGAGCUUCAGCGGGCCAAGGGGGCCCUGAGUGACCGCGAGGCCGAGGUCAAGGGGCUCCAUGACCGGGUGGACCUCCUGCAGAGGCAGGUGGCAGAAACCGAGACGAAGGCCAGUUCCCUGCAGUUCUCACUGGAUCGUCUCCACCUCUCCCUGGCCAAGGCGGUGGAGGCAGAGAGCUCCCUGAAGGAGAAGGUGCAGGGGCUGACCGCCUCCCUGUCCGAGAGCCACCACAGGGCCACCUCCGCCCAGGAGAAGGGGCUGGAGCUGCAGAAGGCCCUGACGGCCAGCGAGCAUGACCGGAGGGUCCUACAGGAGCGCCUAGAGGCAGCCCGCCAGGCGCUUUCAGAAGCCAAGAAGCAAAACGGGGCCUUCACGGAGCAACUGCAGUCCCUGAGAGGGGAGCGGGCAGAACUCGAGCUCCAACGGGACGAGCUGGAGGGGCUCCUCAGGCAGCACGAGGAACUGCUGCGCCAGCGCCAGGAGGGGGAGGCUGUGGCCUUGCGGAGCCUGCAGAAGGUGCAGGAGGACCGGCGUCUCCUGCAGGAGCGCCUUGGCCACUUGCAGCGGGCAUUGGCUCAGCUGGAGGGGGAGAAGCGGGAGGCCGAGCGCUGCUCCCUGCGCCUGGAGAAAGACAAGAAUGCCCUCAAGAAGACUCUGGACAAGGUGGCACGAGAGAAGCUGAAAACCCACGAGGACUCCGUUCGGCUUUCCGUGGAGAAGGGGCGCCUGGACCGGUCGCUCACUGGAGCGGAGCAGGAGUUGAUGGAGGCCCAGCAGCAGAUCCGGCUGCUUGAGGCCCAGGUGGCAGAGCUGGAGCAGGCCCUGUCCGAGACGUCCACCCGACAGCGGCAGAAGCUGCAGGUGGAGACAGAACGCCUGCACGGCUCCCAGCUCCAGGCGGAAGGCCCUUCGGAUGCCCGGGAGGAGCGGACCCAUCGGCAGCACAUCAAAGGCCUGGAGGAGCAGAUUUCAAUACUGAAGGAACAGCUCCAGCAGGAGACCCAGAAGGGCCAGGCUCCCCUCACCAUCCUUUCUGGAAAAUAAGGCUGUGGACGUCCUUCUGUUGCUGAGAACGGCGUGGCUGUGAAGAGAGAGACCCUUCUUCCCCCUUGCCUGCCCCUUGGCCCAAGCCACCACCUCCAGCCGGAGCCCCCAGCUUUCGCUCGGUAGGGGAGGAGGGUUCGCCUUGUGACAGCGGCCAAGGAACCAGCUGUUCAUAGGGAAUCCUGAGGGACCUAAGAGGUCCCCACACUGACAGUUUGGGAGAAGUCAUUAGAUCUUUCACCUGCACCAGUUUGCUUGACAGUCAAAACCAUUUUUGGAAAGGCUGAGCCCCCGAAGGAUACGUGUCAUGGAAGGAAAGUCUCCUCUGCUGGGACCUGCUGGCCACUAUCCUGUAAGAACACCGUUACCCCUCUUUGGUGGCCUUUCGGGGGGGGGGCUCUCCUGCUCCAGAUCAUCCCCCGGAAUGUCUGUUGUGCUGCUACUGCGUCAGCCGUGGCUUCUCAGCAUGGAUGGGAGUUCUUGGCUUGAUGGCCCGGUUUAUUUGGAGGUGGGACUGUGUUCGCCACCCUGCCUAAAAGUCUCCUUUGGAGUAGGCACAUUUCUUCAUAGCCCUACCCCAGGAGACAAGAAGGCCACCCUUCAUGGCCCUUAAAAUUCACCAAGGCUAGGUUGACCCUAAUACAGAGACUAAUUGUGUACAUAUAUACAUCAUAAUAAUUUUUUUUUGUUUUAGAUUAUUUUUUAUAUAACAAUUAACUUUUAAGAAAAGUAGAGAACUAUUUUUUUAUAGUCAUACUUAUUCCUGUUAUGGAUAGGUUUGAACUGUGGCCCACCCCCUGCUGACCCAGCCCAAAUAAAGGUGCCUUUUCCCCCUC